Messenger RNA from Aureobasidium uvarum, 1479 nucleotides. The record is from the annotation of a GenBank genome assembly. NCBI's taxonomy places the organism in Eukaryota, Fungi, Ascomycota, Dothideomycetes, Dothideales, Saccotheciaceae.
AUGACUUCUCCUCUGACUGUCAGUUUGGGAACCAGUCCAUGGGGUAAAUACGAAGUACCAGGUGUCGUGGCGCCUUUCGAUACACUGGAGAAAGUCAUGCCACUCAUCGACACUUUCUGCUCGCGCGGUCGCAAGCACAUCGAUACUGCUCGCAUCUACGGAUAUGGCACCGCAGAAGAGCUUCUGGCAGCUGCCGAAGAGAAACACUCUGGUCUGACCGUUUCCACGAACAUCUUCCCUGCUCGCACGACUCCUCUCGAUCCCAGAUACGAACCGUACAACCUCAAUGAACACGAUCUCAAGCUGGGCCUGGAGAGAAGUCUGGCUGCUCUGAAGGCCGGAAAAGUCGAGACAUUCUUUAUCUAUGAUCCGGAUCGUAACGUUCCUCUUGAAAAGACCCUUGCCACACUCGACAAGCUUUACAAGGAGGGUCGCUUCACUCGCUGGGGUCUGAUUAGACACCCAGCUUGGCUCGUUGCCAGAAUCCAGGAACUCUGUUCAGUCAACAAGUGGGUCAAACCUACUGUCUAUCAAGGCAUAUACAAUCCCUUUGUGCGCGGUGUAGAGGCCGAGACCAUUCCUUGUAUCCGUCAUCACGGCAUGUCUUUCGAAGCUGCUCAGCCCCUGGGUAGUGGCAUCUUGGGCGGUCGAUACAGAAAAAACUUCCUCGACUCAGAGCACCCUAAAGGCGGUCGCUUCGAUCCCAGCCAUCUCAUUGGCAUGCACUUGCGCCACAGAUACUGGCAUGAUCCUAUCUUCGACGCUCUUGAGAUGAUUGAGCAAGCAGCCGCCAAGCAUGGAAUGACUGCUCGUGAAUGCGCCAUUCGCUGGGCCCAUCAUCACAGCGCGAUCAAGCCCGAGCUCGGAGACAGGCUCAUCUUGGGAGCUGCGGACGCACAGCAGUUGGCAGAGGUUUUGGAUUUUGUGGAGGCUGGUCCUUUGCCAGAAGGUGUUGCCAAAGCAGUGGAAGCCAGCUGGCAGAAGGCUACAAUUGCGUUGCGUGAUGGCCUCCAUACAGUAGAGCGCAUGACCAAGGCUCCUCCGAUGCGCUGCAUCCAGAAGCUGUCUGUCGGUAGUGCAGCGUUCAAGCCCGCACUUUACUACCAAAUUUUUGUACCAUGCGACAUUGUCGCCUUGGUGCUGCAAUCAGUCGGCGGUGCCAUGUCUUCCCAGUCCAAUGGCUCCUCGCAAGCAGGCGUCAACAUUGGUCUGGCUGGCUUGUCCUUCCAAGUCCUUACACUGCUCGUCUUCAUUGGACUUGGCGUCCAAUACGCUUUCCGCUUUCGUGCAGACGCCAAGCUGGGCAAGGUAACAAUGAGUGGUUUCAACAGCCGCUCCAAAUGGGUCUUUGGCAUGGUGUCACUUGCGACCGUCUUGAUCUUCAUUCGUUGCGUAUAUCGCAUCUACGAGUUGAGUGACGGAUACCAGGGAGCGGCUCUCCAUGACGAGGGAUUGUUUAUUGGUCUUGAGAGUAUGUGA